GCGUGGCGGGCGUGCUCGUGGGACACCCAUUCGACACGGUCAAGGUCCGGCUGCAGGUGCAGAGCGGGGACAAGCCUCAGUACCGGGGGACGCUGCACUGCUUCCAGUCCAUCAUCAGACAGGAGAGCGUGCUGGGCCUGUACAAGGGCCUGGGCUCGCCGCUCAUGGGGCUCACCUUCAUCAACGCGCUGGUGUUCGGGGUGCAGGGCAACACGCUGCGGGCGCUGGGCCGCGACUCCCCGCGGAACCAGUUCCUGGCGGGCGCGGCGGCGGGCGCCAUCCAGUGCGUCAUCUGCUGCCCCAUGGAGCUGGCCAAGACGCGGCUGCAGCUGCAGGCGGCGGGCGCGGCGCGCGAGUACCGGGGCGCGCUGCACUGCCUGGCGCAGAUCUACCGGCGCGAGGGCCUGCGCGGCGUGAACCGCGGCCUGCUGUCCACGCUGCUGCGCGAGACGCCCAGCUUCGGCGUCUACUUCCUGGCCUACGACGCGCUCACGCGGGGCCUGGGCUGCGAGCCGGGCGCGCGCCUGCUGGUGCCCAAGCUGCUGCUGGCGGGCGGCACGGCGGGCAUCCUGUCGUGGCUGUCCACCUACCCCGUGGACGUGGUCAAGUCGCGGCUGCAGGCGGACGGUGCGCGCCCGGCACCGGGCCUGCAGCCGCUUCUCAGGAUCUUCCAAAACCAGGGGCAGCUCCAGCCCAGCCCCUCGUGGACCCCAGCCCCAGCCGGAUAC
Chinchilla lanigera (long-tailed chinchilla) is the source of this 728-nucleotide messenger RNA. RefSeq names its product solute carrier family 25 (mitochondrial carnitine/acylcarnitine carrier), member 29 (gene Slc25a29). The record is from RefSeq and is a predicted model, not a curated record. Lineage: Eukaryota; Metazoa; Chordata; Mammalia; Rodentia; Chinchillidae. Gene Ontology annotation, biological process: mitochondrial L-ornithine transmembrane transport. Gene Ontology annotation, cellular component: mitochondrion. Gene Ontology annotation, molecular function: high-affinity L-arginine transmembrane transporter activity.